AAAACCCCGGCCUCGAUCCCGCGGCCAUGGAGCGGCAGCAGGAGGUGAAGGCGCUGCUGAAGCGCUGGGAAGCGGAAUUCCUGCGGGAACAGCGGCGGAAGCCCAGCCAGGCCGACAUCGAAGCGGCUCCCGAGGAAACCCGGCGUGAGUUCCCAGGAAUUUCGGGCCAUUCCAGGGUGGGAAUUCCAGGGAAAGGGCAGAUUUUUCCUUCCAAAAAUCCCAAAUAUUCCCCUUUGGGUUAUUCCCACUUUUCCCCAGGGCUCUACAAGGAAUACAGGAUGUUGAAGAAAGAGUUGGGAAAAGGUUUGGAUCCCUCUGGAAAAGGGGGAUCCCAGGAAAUUCCAGCUGUGGAGCAGGAUUGCGGAUUUUGGGGUUCCCACCUGAACCGGAAGCCGAAGAUUCCCGGGAAGAGCCGGAGCGGGGCGGGAAUGUCGGCCCAGUUUUAUGGGAUGAAGCUGAAAUCCAAACUGGGACAAACUGGGAAGGAGCCCCCCCUGACCCCUCACAGGACCCCAAAUCCCAGGAGGAUCCCGGCCAUUCCCAGAUUCCGGACACAACCGGAGCCCACAGGGGGUGAGGAAGAGUCUGGAAAAUCCGGGAAUUGCGGAGAUGAUCCCGGAGAUUCCGGAGCCUUCGUCCUCCCUCCCUCCCUGUCGGGACUGCCCCCCCUCAUCCUCAGCUCGGGAAUGAAACCCCCCCUUCCUCCUGCUCCCGAAAAAUUCCAGCGGCUGAAGGAGAGGGUGGCCCAGACUUUGGGAUCGCUGGAUCCCGCCUGGCUCCAGAGGUGCCAGGAAAUUCCCGGGAAGGUCGAGAUUCCCACCUGGAAAAGGCCUGGUGGGAAUGUUGGAGAGGAUGGGGACGCUCCCAAAAAGCUCCAGAGGAACCACCAGGAACUGGAUGAGGGAAAAUUUGGGAUGAAGCAGAGCAGGGAGGAGGAAGAGGAGGGGGGUGCUCCAAAGGAAAGCGGGAAAACGUCGGGAAACAUCUUGGAAUGCUUGGAAAACACCCGGAAGAGGGAGAGGAGCACAAGGAAAAGCAGGGGGGAGCUCCAAAGGAAAGCAGGAAGGCAUGGGAUUGUUUGGAAAACAGGCUGGAAAAGCAACAGGAAGAGGAGGAAAAGCAGGUGGAAACUCCAAAGAAAAGGAGGAAGACCCCGAAACGUUUGGAAAACAUCCUGGAAGAGCAACAGGAGGAGCAGGAAACUUCCAAAGAAGAGGAGGAAGCUGCCAGAAGGCUCGGAAAAACUCCGGGAAGAGGAGGAAGAAGAGCAGGAAAAGCAGGUGGGAGCUCCAAAGAAGAGGAGGAAGAUUCCAAAAUGCUUGGAAAACAUCCUGGAAGAGCAAGAGGAGCAGAAGGAAAAGCAGGUGGAAGCUCCAGAGGGAAGCAGGAAGACUCCAAAGUGCUUGGAAAACCUCCUGGAAGAGCAAGAGGAGCAGAAGGAAAAGCAGGUGGAAACUCCAGAGGGAAGCAGGAAGACUCCAAAACGCUUGGAAAACUUCUGGGAAGAGGAAGAGGAGGAGCAGAAGGAAAAACCCAAACCCACACGCAAACCCAGAUCGGCCCCCCGGAGCGGUGGGAAUUUCGUGAGGCUCAACCUGAGGAGGAAAAGCUACGUCCGCUUCUCCCUGCGCGGGAAAACCCUCCGGAAGCAGGUGUGGAGGGAGAAGUGGAGGAAGAAGUCGGAGCGGUUCGGGGGCGGCGGAUCCGGAGUUUGCUUCCGCUGCGGGAACGCCGGACACUGGGCCGUGGAAUGCCCAGGGAGGGAUUCGGGAUCGUUCCCGGCGGAAAAUGAUCCCAAGGAGGAGGAGGAGGAGGAGGAGGAAGAUCCUCUUCCCACUCUGGAAGAAGUGGCACGAAGGACCAACAGCGUUUUCCCGGGAAUCUCCGGGAGCGGCUCCGACUCCCUGGAAGCGCCGCCGUCCCUGGAUACGCGGAGGCCGGAAUUGGCUCCGUGUCCUCUUCCGGCGCCCGUGGAGCCGCUUUACAGCCUGGGACCGGACGGAGCAGUGCCAGAUCCGCCGGAGGAGGUGCUGGAAGCUCUGAGGGAGUUGGGCUACGCCUCGUUCCGCCCGGGCCAGGCCGUGGCCGUCAUGAGGAUCCUCUGCGGGUUAUCCACGCUGGUGGUGCUGCCCACGGGGCUGGGUAAAUCGCUGUGCUACCAACUGCCCGCCCUGCUGUACCAGCGCUGCCGCCGUGCCCUCACCCUCGUGGUGUCGCCGCUCGUCUCCCUCAUGGACGACCAGGUGUCGGGGCUCCCGCCCUGCCUGAGGGCCGUCUGCGUCCACUCCAACAUGUCCAGAGCCCAGCGGGAAAAAGUCCUGGAAAAGGUGCGGGCGGGCGAGGUGCAGGUGCUGCUCGUGUCUCCCGAGGCCCUGGUGGGCGGCACCGGCUCCGGCUCGGCGUUCGGGGGCCGGGAUCGCCUCCCACCCGUGGCCUUCGCCUGCCUGGACGAGGCUCACUGCGUGUCCCAGUGGGCACACAACUUCAGACCCUCCUACCUGCGCAUCUGCAAGGUUCUGCGGGACCGCCUGGGCAUCCGCUGCUUCCUGGGCCUGACGGCCACGGCCACGCCGGCCACGGCUCGGGACGUGGCGCGGCACUUGGGGAUCCCCGCCGGGGAAGAGGCUCCGGCGCGCUCGGCCGCGGUGCCGCCCAACCUGCUCCUCUCGGUGUCCAUGGAGCGCGACCGCGACGAGGCCUUGGUUUCCCUGCUCCGGGGGGAGCGUUUCGGAGCCCUGGAUUCCAUCAUCGUCUACUGCACGCGGCGCGAGGAGACGGAGCGCGUGGCCGCCCUCAUCCGAACCCGACUCCAGGGAAUUCCCGGCCCGGAAUGUGCCACAACCACCCCGGGGACCAGAGGGAAAGGCUGCCCCCCGCCUCCCCUCAGCGCGGCCGCCGCCUACCACGCCGGGUUAUCGUGCGGGGAGCGCCGGCGCGUCCAGCGCCUCUUCAUGAGGGGGCGGCUGCGGGUGGUGGUGGCCACGGUGGCCUUCGGGAUGGGGCUGGACAAGCGCGACGUGCGCGCCGUCAUCCACUACAACCUGCCCAAGGACCUGGAGAGCUACGUGCAGGAGAUCGGCCGCGCCGGCCGCGAUGGCCGACCCGCCCUCUGCCACCUCUUCCUGGACCCGGAGGGUGGGGAUCUCCCCGAGCUGCGGCGUCACAUCUACGGCGACACGGUGGAAUUUUGGGCCAUCAAGCGGUUGGUGCUGGAGGUUUUCGCUCCCUGCAAGUGCCGGCAGAUCUACGGGAAGGAGAGGGGGGAUGCCCAGGUCAGGGAGGAGGUGGAAGACUCCGAAAUGGCGGAACUUCUGGAAGAGGAGGCCGAGGAAAAACCGGAAAACCCCGGGACGAGACCCCUGGACCGCGUCUGCCACGGCCACGAGCGCUGCCUGCCCAUCCAGCGCUCCGUGGAAUCCCUGGACGUGCGCGAGGAAGGGAUCGAGACCCUGCUGUGCUACCUGGAGCUGCACCCGCAGCGCUGGUUGGAGCUGCUGCUUCCCACCUAUUCCCGCUGCCGCAUCCGCUGCUCCGGAGGGCCCCGCCAGCUCCGGGACCUGGCGCGCAGUUUAGACCCAAAUCAGCGGAUUUUCUGUUUCCCCCCCGUGGGUGUUUUCCUGGCGCGGGAGCGGCUGGCGGGGCGGGAGCACCGGAAUUCCGGAGCCGUGGAGUUGGACGUGGUGGAGCUGAGCGAUUCCAUGGGCUGGGAAGCGGCGCUGGUGAAGCGGCACCUCCGGCAGCUCCAGUGGGACCCCCGGCAAAGGACCGGGAAAAGUGGGAUCCAGGUGGAAUUCCAGGAGCUUUCCUUCCACUUCCGCUCCUACGGCGACCUGAGCGGGGCGGAGCUGGAUUCCAUCUGCCACUUCCUGCUCCGGCGCGUGCGAUCCCGGGAAAAGGCGGCCCUGAGCCAGCUCCAGGCCUGCUUCCGGGCAUUCCAGAGCGUGGCAUUCCCGACGAGCCAUCCGCACCCUCCGGACCGGGAGGUGGAGGAGAGGAGCGCCCAACUCAAGGAUCUGAUCCGGGAAUACUUCGAGAGGGAUCCCCACGGAGCGGAAGGGCAGCAGGAGGAGCAGCAGGAGGAGCAGCAGGAGGAGCAGGAGGAGCUUGGAAGCACUCGGCUGCAGGACUGGGAGGGCCAGGUCCGCUCCGACAUCCGACACUUCCUGUCCAUCCGCCCCGACGAGAAAUUCUCCGGGACAGCCAUCGCCAGGAUAUUCCAUGGAAUCAGCAGCCCCCGUUUCCCAGCCCAGCUGUAUGGGCGGGAUCGGCGAUUUUGGAGGAAGCAUCUCCGGCUGGAUUUCCACGGCCUGGCCCGCCUGGCCACCCAGGAGCUCCUGGCUACCAUGUGA
Messenger RNA from Myiozetetes cayanensis, 4349 nucleotides. RefSeq names its product RecQ like helicase 4 (gene RECQL4). The record is from RefSeq and is a predicted model, not a curated record. Gene Ontology annotation, cellular component: cytoplasm; nucleus; chromosome. Lineage: Eukaryota; Metazoa; Chordata; Aves; Passeriformes; Tyrannidae. Gene Ontology annotation, molecular function: four-way junction helicase activity; zinc ion binding; 3'-5' DNA helicase activity. Gene Ontology annotation, biological process: telomere maintenance; double-strand break repair via homologous recombination.